Messenger RNA from Sarcophilus harrisii (Tasmanian devil), 429 nucleotides. RefSeq names its product cornifin-like. Lineage: Eukaryota; Metazoa; Chordata; Mammalia; Dasyuromorphia; Dasyuridae. The coding region runs from base 12 to 323 and encodes 103 amino acids. The record is from RefSeq and is a predicted model, not a curated record. The transcript has a single exon.
CAUCCACAACUAUGUCUUCCCAUCAACAGAAGCAGCCCAGUGUCAUCCCCCCUCAGCUCCAGCAGCAGCAAGUGAAACAGCCCUGCCAGCCACCUCCCCAGAAGCCAUUUGUCCCUCACACCAAGGAGCCAUGCGACCCUCAGGUCCCAGGGACAGGCACCAUCAAGGUUCCAGGGCCACAGUACCCUCAGGUCCCAGUGCCAAGCCAUCCUCAGGUCCCAGGAACAGGAACCACCAAAGUUCCAGGGCCCUAUCCCACCACAGUUACUCCACCUCUUACCCAAGAGAAGUACCCACAGGUCCCCAAGACCAAGCAAAAGUAAGAUGACCCAAGAUCUCAUCCUCAUCCUCCGUGGGACAAACUUCUGAUUGCUGAAAUUCCCUUUUCAUUUGCUGUCAAGCCCAAAUACCUCUGCUAUCCCCCUUAGA